AUGAAGAAGAACAAGUGUAUCAUACCCACGCUAUACACUUUCUUCCAGGAUAUCUGGUAUUUCGAGGAGUGCGCCAAUGGAAUAAAACAGCUGGUUACCCUAGGCAAACACGCCCCAACAAUCAAAACUGUACCCGUCUUGGCGAAGUUUCCGGGGCAGACGAGGCCAGGAACGGCCGCUCCUGAUGCCGUUUUUGGCCUUGACGGCACCCAUACCGUCCUUCGUAAUCUAGGCGUUGGAGGUCGGGCCAACAAACAACUGACAAGCGUCCGCCAAUAUUUCACCAGCUUCAACGAGACACUCAAGCGCCAGACCGAGACAAUCGAAACAGUGAGAGCAGAGGUCCAAGAACUGAAAGCAGAACAACAGCUUCUGCGUGCCCACAAUGAGGAACUACGGAAAGAGAUUCAAGCCCUCCAGGCCAAACUGGAUGCACAACCGUUGAACACCCCCCUGAACAGAUCCUGGGCGGAUGUGGCCGCUGGCAACCCCCUACCAGACCCCGACAGAACUAUCCCACGCCCUAGAAGAGAGCCCAAUUGCUAUGUUAUCCGAUUCCGGGACACCCAGUCUGCUGAGACCGCCCGGAACAGCACUGAGUGGCUGGAGGAGCUGGGAAACAACACCAAAGUAGUGAAACCCCGGUUUGGGAUCGUGGUUCACCGAGUCCCGACCGAGGACUUUGAACUAGAAGGAAACAAGAAACAGGGAAUAGAGAAGAUUAUGUCUGAGAAUGACCUCCAUGACAAGAAAUUCCGGGUCGAGGAUAUUGCAUGGUUGAAGAAGAGAGACACACCUCUGGGGAAAUCUGCCUCGAUGGGGGUCUGGCUGGACUCACCGGAGGCAGCAGAAUGGAUUAUCAAUAAUGGACUACUGAAGACGCACGCAGCACUGGAAGCUGGCAUCCGAACACGCGCGAAAGAACUGCUCUCGUGGCCACACAUAUUUGAAAUGCCCUCCGAGCUAGUGACCCGAAUCGCGAGCGAGUCUGAGGAGAAUCGUGCACUCCGGGAGCAACUGAACAAGAAGCUGCAAGUUCUGGCGAACGGUCUAGUGACUUGUCGGCAGUUUGAGGGCAAUCGUAGCGUUAAUUCUAAUGACCAAGAUUUGUCGCAAACAAAUAUGUCCCAGAAUAGACCAUCAACAGAUCGUGGUCCCUUGAUUGGUGAAGGAGAUGGAUUGAAAUAUGAUAUUGACGACUCGGUGAUUUCAGCGAAUCCUUCCACACCCACACAAUAUUUGUAUGAGGAGGAAAGCGGUCAGCCUACUGAAUUGUCACCGACUAAAGACGUAACUGCCGGCUUUGAAUUUGUAUCUGCGUCGGAGACUUGCGCUCCUAGGAAAGAGUCAAGCAAAGGAACGUGA
Aspergillus affinis is the source of this 1365-nucleotide messenger RNA. Its product is annotated as zinc knuckle domain protein. Lineage: Eukaryota; Fungi; Ascomycota; Eurotiomycetes; Eurotiales; Aspergillaceae. The transcript is spliced from 6 exons. The record is from RefSeq and is a predicted model, not a curated record. The coding region runs from base 1 to 1365 and encodes 454 amino acids.